GUGUAAUGAAUUGUGCUGAGAAUGUGUUUUCUAAACAGCUGAUUGACCUUUUAUAACAGUUCAUGGCGCAUGCGCAGACGUUACAAUUCGAACUUGUAAAAUUCUUUGUCGUGCGCCAUUUUACACGUUUGCGACUAAGUCCAGAAAUAUGAACGGUGAUAGUGGCGAUUCAACGGUUCAAUCAUCCGAGCCGGUGAGAUCUGUAGAAAACGAGGGGUCAGGCGAGCCUUUGUUCAAAAAGCCUGUUGAAAAUGGGUUGUCCAAUGGUGUAAGCAGCGGUUCUGACAAGCCUAAGUCAAGUAGCAGUUCAGACAAACAUCGCUCAAGCAGCUCCCACAAAAGUAGCCAUUCUGAUAAGCACAAAUCGAGUAGCAGUUCGGACAAACAUCGCUCUAGUAGCAGCUCCGACAAACAUCGCUCAAGUAGCAGUUCGGACAAACAUCGCUCAAGUGGCAGUUCGGACAAACACAGAUCGGAUAAGCAUAAAAGUAGCAGUUCUGAUAAGCAUCGUUCUAGCAGCUCACACAAGAGUAGCAGCCAUGACAAGCAUAGAUCCAGCAGCUCUCAUAAGUCAGGCAGUGGAAGCAGUUCUGAUAAACACAAGUCGAGCAGCAGUAGUAGCUCACAUAAGUCGAGCAGUAGUGGUUCACACAAGUCGAGCAGUGGGAGCAGUUCUGAUAAACAUAAGUCGAGCAGCAGUUCAAGUCACAAGUCUAGUAGCAGCUCUGAUAGACCAAAAAGUAGCUCAUCACACAAAUCCAGUUCAUCGGAGAAGGUUAAGACAGAAGUGAAGAUUGAGCCAGUGGUGAAGUCUGAGCCAGUUGAGGUCAAGGAAGAGGCCCCAGAUAGUGAUGAUGAUGUACCUUUGGGUGCCAGAGCAGUUGAGCCUCCAGUGAGAUCCCCAACCAGAGUGAAGCAGGAGAAGCGUUACAAGGAAGACUCCGAGGAAGAAGAUGACGAUGACGAUACACCACUCUCUGCCAGGGCACCACCUCCUAAGAAAUUCAAGCAAGAAAAGGUUAAGAAACGCAAGGCAGAUUCUGAUAGUGAAGAUGAGUACACUCCUGUGAAAAAGAAAAAAGAGGUCAAGGUGAAGAAGGAACCAAUGUCCCCUCCAGUGAAGAAGCCCUCAAAGACACCUACCAAGACACCAACGAAGUCACCCACGAAGGCACCCACCAAAGGGAAGAAAGGCAAGAAGCAAGAGGAGGAAGGAGAGCGUUGGAAAUGGUGGGAAGAAGAUCACCAAGAUGAUGGUACAAAAUGGCAUUUCUUGGAGCACAAAGGUGUAUUAUUUGCACCUGAAUACGAACCACUGCCUGACCAUGUCGAGUUUAAAUACAACGGCAAAGCAAUGAAGCUAACUCCAGAAACUGAAGAAGUUGCAACUUUCUAUGGGCGCAUGUUGGACCAUGACUACACUACUAAGGAAGUGUUUAACAAGAACUUCAUGAAAGAUUGGAGAAAGGUAAUGACUAAAGAGGAAAAAGAAACCAUCACUGAUCUUACAAAGUGUGACUUCAGACAAAUCCUUGCACAUUUUAAGGAGCAAUCUGAGAAGCGCAAAGCUAUGUCCAAGGAAGAAAAGAAGGUCAUCAAGGAACAGAAUGCAGCCAUACAGGAGGAAUAUGGCUUCUGUACAAUGGAUGGGCACAAGGAAAAGAUCGGCAACUUCCGUAUAGAGCCCCCAGGACUGUUCCGUGGGCGAGGGGACCAUCCUAAAAUGGGGAUGCACAAGAGACGUGUUUUGGCUAGGGACGUCAUAAUCAACUGUAGCAAAGAUGCUGAAGUGCCGGCUCCUCCACCAGGUCAGAAAUGGAAGGAGAUCAGACAUGACAACUCUGUAUCAUGGUUGGCCAGCUGGACUGAGAACAUCCAAAAUUCUACUAAAUAUGUCAUGUUGAACGCAAGUUCUAAACUCAAAGGCCAGAAAGAUUGGCAGAAGUAUGAAACUGCACGUAAACUGCACAAGUGUGCUGAUAAAAUUAGGGCCCAAUACCAGAUGGACUGGAAGAGUAAGGAGAUGAGGAUUCGACAACGAGCUGUUGCUAUGUACUUCAUUGACAAGCUUGCUUUAAGAGCUGGCAAUGAGAAAGAUGAAGGAGAGUCCGCUGAUACUGUUGGUUGCUGCUCAUUGCGUGUUGAACACAUCACAUUACACGAAGAAAAGGAUGGCAAAGAUUAUGUCGUGGAGUUUGACUUCCUGGGAAAAGAUUCCAUUCGGUAUAAUAAUAGUGUACCUGUGGAGAAACGCGUGUACAAGAACCUCAUGUUAUUUAUGGAUAACAAGUCACCUGAGGAUGAUCUCUUUGACAGACUAAAUACUGCCACUCUCAACAAACAUUUACAAGGCCUCAUGGAUGGUCUUACAGCCAAAGUAUUCAGGACAUAUAAUGCCUCAAAGACUCUAAGUGAACAGCUACAACUAUUAACCAAUGAGGAAGACACAGUAGCGGCUAAACUUUUAUCAUACAAUCGAGCCAAUCGUGCUGUUGCUAUCUUGUGUAACCAUCAACGUGCUGCACCAAAGAACUUUGACAAACAGAUGGAGAACAUGCAAGUCAAAAUUGAUGACAAGAAGAAGGCAAUCAAGACUUGUAAAAAAGAACUGAAGGCUGUCAAAGCUGAAUACAAAGCUACAGGAUCUGAUAAGGCCAGGAAUGCUUAUGAGCGUAAGAAGAAACAGCAGGAGCGAUUGGAAGAACAGCUUGACAAGCUGAAUGUGGCCCUUACAGACAAGGAUGAGAAUAAGGAAAUAGCUUUAGGCACCUCCAAAUUAAACUACCUGGAUCCAAGAAUCUCCAUAGCCUGGUGCAAGAAAUGGGAUGUGCCAGUUGAGAAAAUCUACAAUAAGACUCAGCGUGAUAAGUUUACAUGGGCAAUGGACAUGGCAGAUGAAGAUUUUGUAUUUUAAACUGACAACGGUGGACAUUAUGAAACCUCCAUACUCAAAUAUUAUUGAUUGUGGAAAUUAUAAUGACAUUGUAAAGAAAAUGGGAGAAUAUGUGGCUAGAAAUGUGCGGCUUCAGUGUGAUUUAUGUGGCUGAAUUGUGAACUGUGUGGCUGAAAUAGGAAAAUAGUUUGUAAACUCAGAAGUGUAGUAUUUUAGUGUUAAUAUUAUUAAACUAUUUGGCACUUUGUAUAUUUUGGCAGUGUUUUAGAGUACGUCAUUUUAGUCGUAAAAUGUCUAAAAUUAUUUCUGAACAGUACUUUAAAUGUGAAAAAUUGUGUAUUAAAUUGAUGACAAUACUUAGAAUUGAAUUAGUAUCAUGAAUUGAAAAUGGUUUCACAACAGAUUAUGAAAUUAUAUUUUUGUAAGUUACUUCUAUUUAAAAUAGGUAUGAAUGGGUCCAGUGUCAUUUGGCAUUCAUCUUUUAUUUGUUGAAUAAGUUAAUAUUAAAAGUUGGAAUAUUAUAUUUUAUUAUUGAGAAAUCAUAGAUUAAGUUAUUUAAUGAUUUGGCACAGCUUUGUGCUAUUAUAUUCCUUUGUGUGGCUUUUAUAG
Molecule: messenger RNA, 3502 nt
Organism: Owenia fusiformis
Lineage: Eukaryota; Metazoa; Annelida; Polychaeta; Sabellida; Oweniidae
Source: the annotation of a GenBank genome assembly